AUGCGAAUAGCUCCACUUGCUCUCGCCUUUCGUGAUGCAUCUGAUGAACAACUCUAUGAAGCAGUUCGUAUGGCUAUUAUCUCUUCACAUGUACAUCCUGAAGGUAUAGAUGGAGCAUUUAUUUUGGCUAAAGCAAUUAUCUUAGCUCUUCAUUGUGAAUCAGUUGAUGUUUUCGAUUCAUCUGAAUAUCUCAACAUUCUACAAAAGACAGCACGAACAAAUGAUAUGCAGACUCAGCUUACAAAGUUGAUUGCACUCUAUAACAAGCAGUAUGGUACAACUGGUACGAAUCGAACAAAAAGAACAGAUUAUGAAGUAGUACGAUAUUUCGGCAGCAGUUUUCAAAUCAAAGCAAUUGAAGCAAUCCCAUGCGCUCUAUGGAUUGUAUGCACGAGUUAUCGUGAACCAGAAGAGUGUCUUGUUCGUAAUGUAAACAUGGGUGGUGACACUGAUACCGUGGCAGCAAUUAUCGGAGAUAUUGUUGGUGCUUUGCAUGGCUGGCAAUGGAUUCCUUCUCGAUGGUACGAUAAUAUAGGACCGAAUUCCGACGAGAAUUUGGGUAGAGGAAAAGACUAUGCCGUUGAUUUAGCCAAGAAACUAGCCGAAAUAAAUUUGAAUCAUAUACUAGAUGACGAUGAUUAA
Molecule: messenger RNA, 642 nt
Organism: Rotaria sp. Silwood2
Lineage: Eukaryota; Metazoa; Rotifera; Eurotatoria; Philodinida; Philodinidae
Source: the annotation of a GenBank genome assembly